AUGUCUUCGAACUUCACACCCCGAAGAUCCCUAGCACGACCACGACCUUCGUUAGCACACGGCAUACAUACAGCUUCGACCCCCAACCUCAGCGCCUCUUACAGCGCGCUGCAGUCAACCGGCUCACGACUGAACGGACUCUCGCGGAAAUCGUCCCUGAACGCGCUCACAUCCGGUUCCUUGGCCACGAUACCCGAUGCUAGUGAAGGAUACGGUCUGAGUACGGUGUUGGACGAGGAAUCACAGGACUCACCCACCAUUGGAAGAAUGCCGCCCUUCACCCCCUCACCCGGCGAUGUCGACGACCUCGAGAUUGGGGACCUGGUCGACGUGCCCGGCAACAUGCAUGGCAUCGUCAAGUUUAUUGGAAACGUCCAGGGCAAGAAGGGCGUGUUCGCAGGCGUGGAGCUCGACGAGGAGUUUGCUAGCAGGGGCAAGAACAGUGGUGAUGUUGAUGGGAUCUCCUACUUUACAACGUCCGUUCCCGGCAUGGGUAUCUUUCUUCCCAUCGCCAGGGCUGUAAGACGAGGAACCCCAUCCUCACAGGAAGGCUCAUUCCCCCUCACGCCUACAACUCCCUCUGCUAGAAGCAGUGUCAGAGUCGCCGGACAGGGAUCGACUUCUUUUACACCACCAACCCCAUCACUCCCAAAGUUUAGUCAGUCGCUUGGACCGGGAAGAGCACCAAGUCCUCAAUUCAAGACAAUACGACCGUCUCUGCCGCGGCCAGAGUCCCCCUUGCGAAAGCCACAGAUUGGAGGGAAGACCUCAUUAGGCACGCCUGCAAGCAAAGUUCCACCUCGAUUUGCGAGCCCCGCUCCUCAUAAGUUUGGACAGAGUGUCAGAGGAACCCAGGAUUCUCGCGAUCCAAGCAAGAAACCAGGGUUUACUCCUAGAAAUGGCAUGAAAAACAGUAUGCCCCGAAGUGCUUCGGCCAUGGGAAAUAAUCCUAUCAACUACAGUGACGAUGAUAAUACACCCGUCGGAGUAGCACGUACCACGACCGGGAGCUUCGGCUCUGUCUCUUCUUUCAAUGCGAAAAUGCGACCCGCAUCCCGAGCUAAUGACGACGAGAUUGAUCGAUUACGAGGGCAGUUAGAAGAGCGUGACAGACAGCUCAGGGAACAAGCAUCGAGCCUGGCAGAGAUGGAGAGCAGUCUAAAUGAGGUGCAAGCAUUAAUGGGCGGUUCAGACUCUGGUAGUAGGCAUAAUAGAAACAGCAUGGAGGACAAAGAUGCGGCACAAUUACGUGCAUUGCUUCGGGAGAAGAAUGAGAAGAUUGCCAUGUUGACGGCGGAGUUUGAUGCACAUAGAGCAGACUUUAGAAGCACUAUCGAUACACUGGAGCUGGCGAGCACGGAGACGGAACGCGUAUACGAAAAGCGGGUCGAAGAUUUACUGCAAGAGGUUAGGGAGUUGCAGGAUCGAAACGAAGAUGUGGAUAGUGUUGCACGACAGCUGAAACAGCUUGAAGAACUUGUGCAGGAGCUUGAAGAGGGCCUAGAAGAUGCUAGACGCGGAGAAGCCGAGGCUCGAGGCGAGGUUGAAUUCUUACGAGGAGAGGUCGAACGCACUCGUUCAGAACUACGUCGCGAACGGGAGAAGGCUGCUGCUGCCCUGAAUGGUGGAGCUAAUGGAGAAGCCGGAUCAGCAUCUAAGGAGGUCGAACAAAGAGACGACGAGAUCCGAGGCCUGAAAGCCAUAAUCCACUCCUUGAGCCGAGAUGCUGUGCCAGAUGUGGGAUCCCCGAACCCAGAUCUUCAGAAGACUCCGCCAACACCAAGACCUGGCAUGCACCGUCAACAAAGUAACGGGGUUGAUUCUAUAGAUGAACGACUUGCUCGCGAGAAGCUUGAACGGGAAGUCCUGGAACUUCGGGCUGCUCUCGAAGCGAAGGCUAACCGGGAAGACGAGCUUGAGCGUGAGCUUGAACUGGUGCGGAGAGGAAGCACCCAAAACCCACCUAACCAACGUGCCAGCGCGAUGACAAUCGGUAGCGUUGGAACAGUAACCCAAGACCACCGCUCAUCAAUCCGAGACUCAAAGGGCACUGUCGUAAGCUGGCGUGAUCGCGAAGCUCGGUCUCCUGAGACCCACAGACGAGGUACGUUGGAAACGAUGCAGGAGAGCGACGCCUAUUCUUCUGCCAAUGAGAGUUUCUGCGAGCUGUGUGAGACAUCUGGCCAUGAUAUUCUGACCUGUACGAAUAUGUUCACCCCGAACGGGAACGCCAACGGGAACGGCAAUAGCAAUGCCAAUGCCAAUGUCUCGGCACCUCAACGAACGGGCAAGGACGUUGUGAAGGAAGGCCUGAAAACCCUCUCACCAAAACCAUCCCACGAUGACUACAAACCAGCCCCUCUAUCUCCCGCUAAGAAAUCACCCGCCACAACCCCUGUCCGCAUCAUCCCCAACCCCAUGGAAUCAGGACCCGUUGCCGGCAAGGAGAGUGGGGUCAUCAACAUGGACAAGUGGUGUGGCGUGUGCGAGAGGGAGGGACACGAUAGCAUCGACUGUCCAUUCGAAGAUGCGUUCUAG
Messenger RNA from Amorphotheca resinae ATCC 22711, 2538 nucleotides. RefSeq lists its product as hypothetical. The coding region runs from base 1 to 2538 and encodes 845 amino acids. NCBI's taxonomy places the organism in Eukaryota, Fungi, Ascomycota, Leotiomycetes, Helotiales, Amorphothecaceae. The transcript has 2 exons. The record is from RefSeq and is a predicted model, not a curated record.